Molecule: messenger RNA, 1324 nt
Organism: Xyrichtys novacula (pearly razorfish)
Lineage: Eukaryota; Metazoa; Chordata; Actinopteri; Labriformes; Labridae
Source: the annotation of a GenBank genome assembly
AUGGAAGAAAUGAGUGCGAGACAGCCGAACUUCUCUCAGGAGGAAACUGAUGUUCUGGUCUGGGAGGUCCAGUCUCGCAGUGGCCGGAUAUACGGUCACGCGAACAGACCUCCACGGGCCGAUGAUGCAAAAGCAGCCUGGGAGGAGGUAAGUACUGCUGUCAACCAAGUUUGCCCGGACGUGCUGAGAACCGCUUCGCAAUGCAAAAAGCGGUUCAAUGAUGUUAGACGACGGGCUAAACUGAAAUUAUCCCAACACCGUCGCCAGACGGCAACGACCGGAGGCGGCCCCUCACCGAGUGUGGUGCUGAGCCCUGCGGAGGACGUGGCGUCCUCCACACUCCCUAAAAUCAGUAUCGAGGGGUUUGGUGUCUCUGAGGUUGGACUCACGGGUAAGACAAACAUUCUUUUCCACAAAUAAAGACACUAACAUCAUGUAUAUUUAACCACGUGUUACAAAGGUGUGUUGUGUACACAGGUGAUCUGAAAAAAUGCCAUGCGUAAUGGGAUUGAAAUCGGAACCACCUGUGCGUAAAGACGGAUCAAACAAAGCCUGAUUGUAUUUUCUCCCCCUUUCCGCUAAUGUUUGCAUGUGAAAUGAACUUUGCUCACACAAUUUAUAACUUCUUUAUUCUAAAUUAAAGUAUUGUUAACAUUUAAAAAAAAAAAAGAAUUUCUGUGAUUUAUUAAAAUAAAAUUUCUGGACAGCCUCAGCAGAAUUGCCUCCGUCGCGGCAGCAGCACCACACAAGAGAGGAGGAGGAGGAGGAAGAACAACAGCAGCAGCAGCAGGUGGUCGGGGAGGAGGAGAAGGAGGGAGAGGACGAAGACGACCGCGAGGAGGAGGGCGAGGAUGACCAGGGGGAGCCGGAGCCGGAGCUGGAGACGCAGGAGGGGGCAGGACACGGACACGAGCCGGCAACACGGGGUCGAAGACGAAACCGGGCUCAGCGGGAGGACCGGCCCUUCCUGGACACCCAGCGGGCUGGUUUUCAGAUGUUGGAGAGGGAGCUGGGGUCGAUGGGGACGCGGCUUGGGUCGCUGGAGGCCCAGGUGAAGUCGCUUCAGGAGGUCCUCCAGGCCAGCCUGCUCCCCCUAGCCUCUGGCGUUGCUACACUACAGCGGCUGGUCCAGGUAGCCGAAAGGCUGCUGCCACCAGCACAAUCAUCCGCCCCCGCCUGUCCCAGGUGGCCGCUGAGGCCGCGCACAAGAGGGGGGCGGCCCCCUGGGUUGACGGACCGACUGCAGCGUCCAGACCCAAGAGGAGGAGGAGGAGGAGGAGGAGGAAGAAGAAGAAGGGGGGUUGGGAGGGGAGAACAACAAUAA